AUAACAUUACUCUAUUGAAUUUAUAGUGUACGAGAAUUGAGUGUAGUAGUUGAAUAGCAUCGUAUAAAAAUAUAUAAGAAGCAUCAUCAUCACCAUCUUAAUCAAUUUCAUAUUAACAAUAGUGGUUUAGUCUCGUAUUCGAUUAACGCGAUUCACACACAAUUUGGGGAUUUUUCGGAAAUCCAAUUAGGGUUUUCAAUUUCUCGCUAAAUUCUUCUUCACUUCACGGAAUUGAAGCGAAGAAUUCCAUUCCUCAGAAUCAAACCUGGGGAGUGAAGGUUCUGGUUUUCAUCCUCGCUCCUUGUUUCGCUUUUUACGUUCUUUCAUGGCUGAGAAUAUGGAAAUCGAUUCUCCCUCUGAAUCUCAACCUCUCAGACCCCGAGAUCGAAUCAUUCGGAGGCUUGUACAGUAUGGGGUUCCUGAAGAGCAGCUUACCCCAUCUGGUUUGGUUGCUUUUGUGAAAGAGAAGAAGGAGGUGAUUGAUUAUAUAGUGUCUGUUGUAUUGCCUGCUGAUGCGGAACUGGCAGUAUCUCAAGAUUCGAAGAUGGGUUUGAAGAAGAGGUUUCAAGAGAGUUUGGUGUGGUUGCAAUGGUUGAUGUUUGAGGAUGACCCGGGAAAUGCUUUGAGACGCCUUUCUAGUAUGGUUGGUCAGGGAGGUGUUUGCGGGGCGGUUUGGGGACGUACUGAUAUUGCUUAUAGGUGUAGGACUUGUGAACAUGACCCGACUUGCGCUAUCUGUGUUCCUUGUUUUCAGAAUGGGGAUCACACUGGGCAUGAUUACUCUGUCAUUUACACGGGUGGUGGUUGUUGUGAUUGUGGGGAUGUGACUGCGUGGAAGCGAGAGGGGUUUUGUUCAAUGCAUAAGGGUGUGGAGCAUGUGCAACCGCUUCCGGACGAAGUUGAAAACACUGUUUCUCCUGUGCUUCGUUCUCUUUUCAAAUGUUGGGAAGUUAGACUAACGACUGCGAGUGAUUCUGUUCCGAAAAGAAAGAAGGCUGCAAAUGACCUAACUUUUGCUAUGGCUGACAUGCUUUUGGAAUUUUGCAAGCAUAGUGAGAGUUUGCUCAGUUUUAUUGCUAGGUUGAUGUUUUCCUCUACUGAUUUAUUGAGCGUCCUGGUGAGAGCUGAGAGGUUUUCAACUAAUGAUGUUGUAAAGAAACUCCAUGAGCUGUUCCUGAAAUUGUUGGGAGAACCUACUUUUAAGUAUGAGUUUGCUAAAGUUUUUCUCACUUACUAUCCGAGUGUUAUAAAGGAGGCCAUUAAAGAGGGCAGCGACCUUCCACUAAAGAGAUAUCCACUGGUGUCCAUGUUCUCUGUGCAGAUACUUACAGUGCCCACUCUUACCCCUCGUCUUGUGAAGGAAGUCAACCUACUGACCAUGCUGUUUGGAUGUUUGGAAGAUAUUUUCAUUUCUUGUGCUGAAAAUGGAUGUUUACAGGUUUCCAGGUGGGUACAUUUGUAUGAGAUGACAAUACGUGUUGUUGAAGAUAUUCGGUUUGUUAUGAGUCAUGCAGAGGUGUCCAAAUAUGUAACCAAUAACCAUCAAGAUUUCUCAAGAACUUGGUUGAAACUUCUGUCCUAUGUGCAAGGAAUGAACCCUCAAAAGAGAGAAACAGGUCAACACAUAGAAGAAGAAAAUGAGAAUGUCCAUUUGCCUUUUGCUUUAGGACACUUUAUAGCCAAUAUUCACUCUCUAUUUGUGGAUGGGGCAUUUUCUGAUGCUAGCAAGGGAGAGGUGGAUGAUGAAAUUGUUUGGAGCUCGAAUACAAAUGAAUCGGAUGAUGGGGAGGAUCAAAGACAUGCUAAGGUAGGGCGACUAUCCCAGGAAAGUUCUGCCUGUAGCGUGACUAGUAGAAGUAGUGUCUUUGCUUCACCAAGUGUUCUUGAGAUAAAAUCUGAUGGCUCUUCUCAUCUGCUUCCAUUUUCUGUCACUUGGUUGAUAUAUGAGUGUUUAAGGGCUGUUGAAAAUUGGUUAGGAGUUGAGAGUGCACGUGAGGUACCUCCUAGUAGUACUGAUAAUUUUUCAGCAUUUAAAAGAACAAUAUCUAAUUUUAGAAGGGGUAAAUUGAAAACAAAUGAUGAAGGUUCAGAAAACACCUCCUUUCAUUCCAAUUCUGAUAAUGUUAGAAUAUCUGAAAAAUAUCUGCUCACAUCAUCAGAUGAUUGUGCCAUGGAAGAAGAUUUUCCUGUGGAAUCAGAUGGGCUACGUUUUCUAUCAUCACCUGAUUGGCCACAAAUAGCCUAUGAUGUUAGUUCACAAAAUAUAUCUGUUCACAUUCCGUUUCACAGAUUCCUUUCAAUGCUUUUACAAAAGGCACUAAGAAGAUAUUUUUGUGAAUCUGAAGUGCUGGAUAAGACUGACAUUUGUGCUGCAAAUUCAUCAUCAACAAUCUAUAGCGACUUCUUUGGACAUGCUUUACGAGGAAGUCAUCCAUAUGGUUUCUCUGCCUUUAUAAUGGAGAAUCCGUUGCGAAUUAGGGUCUUUUGUGCUGAAGUCCAUGCUGGAAUGUGGCGUAAAAAUGGAGAUGCUGCUUUACUAUCAUGUGAAUGGUAUAGAUCAGUGCGCUGGUCUGAACAAGGUCUGGAGCUUGAUCUAUUUCUUCUUCAAUGUUGUGCUGCACUUGCUCCAGAAGAUCUUUUUGUCAGGAGAGUUUUAGAACGCUUUGGACUGGCAAACUACUUAUCCCUGAAUCUUGAACAGUCUAGCGAAUAUGAACCUGUUUUAGUCCAAGAAAUGCUUACUCUUAUUAUUCAAAUAGUAAAAGAGAGGCGCUUUUGUGGGCUAAAUACUGCUGAAAGUUUGAAAAGAGAACUAAUUUAUAAGCUAUCUAUUGGAGAUGCUACUCAUAGUCAAUUGGUGAAGUCUCUUCCUCGUGAUCUCUCCAAGUUUGACAAGCUUCAAGAUGUUUUGGAUACUGUUGCUGAAUAUUCCAAUCCAUCUGGCUUUAAUCAGGGUAUGUAUUCUCUACGAUGGCUACUUUGGAAAGAACUGGAUUUGUAUCAUCCGCGUUGGAAUUCGAAAGAUUUACAAGUUGCUGAAGAAAGAUACCUGCGCUUCUGCAGCGUCUCUGCACUGACUACUCAGCUGCCCAAAUGGACCCCCAUAUAUCCUCCCUUGAAGGGGAUAUCCAGAAUAGCCACUUGUAAAGUUGUCCUUGAGAUUAUCCGCGCCGUGCUAUUUUACGCUGUUGUUACUUUUAAAUCUGCUGAAUCUCGUGCUCCUGAUAAUGUUCUUCUACCGGCGCUACAUUUGUUAUCAUUAUCCUUAGAUAUCUGCUUUCAGCAGAAAGAAAAUAGUGAUAAUGCAUUUAAUAAUAUUGCACAAAUUCCCAUUAUAGCAUUAUCUGGAGAAAUAAUUGAUGAGAGUUCAUUUUAUGGUGUCGGGGAACAAAGCUUGUUGUCUCUUCUUGUUUUAUUGAUGGAAAUGAACAGAAAGGAAAAUGAUGACAGCAAUGUAGAAGCUGGUGGUUUAUCUGCUCUAGUUGAAAGUUUACUGAAAAAAUUUGCUGAGCUUGAUGAAAGUUGCAUGAUUAAGUUACAAAAACUUGCCCCUAAAGUGGUGAAUCAUAUUCCGGAAUGUGUUCCAGCUGGAGACUCCAGUGUCUCUCUGUCAGCUUCUGACACCGAGAAACGCAAGGCAAAAGCUCGAGAGAGGCAGGCUGCAAUAAUGGAGAAGAUGAGAGCCCAACAGACAAAAUUUAUGGCUAGCGUUGAAUCAAAUGUUGAUGAUGGUUCUCAACUUGGUCAUGAAGGUGACUUGGACACUGAACAAGACUUAAACACUGAACAUGAUUCUGAAGAUUCCAAACAAGUUGUUUGCUGUCUCUGCCACGACCAUAGUUCAAGGCAUCCAAUUUCAUUUUUGAUUCUUCUUCAGAAAUCUAGGCUUGUUAGUUCUGUUGACAGAGGUCCUCCAUCAUGGACCCAACUUCGCCGAUCAGAUAAAGAACAUAUGCCUGUUGCUAACACCAAGGAGAUAGACACACGUGAGAAUUCAGGUAGUUCGGAAUCAACUUCGUCUUCUGACUCAACUCAGUUAGUUCAGAAUGCGGCCAGUGAAUUAGGAUCUAGUGCGCAACCUGGGGAAGUUAAUACUUUUCUACAAUAUAUCAAGAAUCAUUUCCCAGCAUUGGAAAAUUUUCAACUCCCAGACAUGUCUUGUGAUGAAAAAGAAAAAUCACCAUAUACUUUCGAUACAUUAGAGCAGGUUAUGCACGUUUCCAUUCGUGACGAAAUGCAUGAUCUGUCAUCUUCAAAUACGAUGAAUGAGGAUGAGAAAGUUUCAACUGCCGAAGGGAACUCAAAUGUUAGAAUUACUGAAUGUGCGUUGCUUGGGAAAUAUGCAGCUGAUGUUGUGAAAGAGAUGUCGGAGAUUUCUUCUGCAUCUGGAAAUGCUAGUAAUGAGAAUGCUUCUGUAGAAUCAACAUCACCGCAUCUAUCAAAUGAUGGAUUUGGCCCAACAGAUUGUGAUGGAGUUCAUCUUUCUUCUUGUGGGCAUGCUGUACAUCAAGGGUGUCUUAACCGAUAUUUGAGUUCAUUAAAAGAAAGGUCUGUCAGAAGAAUUGUUUUUGAAGGAGGACACAUUGUUGACCCAGAUCAGGGAGAGAUUCUCUGCCCAGUGUGCCGCCGACUUGUUAAUGGUGUCUUGCCGACUUUACCUGGAGAAUUACACACUCCUCUUGUCUUGAGUGCGAGUUCAAUACAUAGUACAUCCCCCUUUGCUGAUUCGAACGGCGCGACUUAUUCACUUCGCAUUCAAGAAGCCCUUAACCUCUUAAAGUCUGCUGCCAAUGCCGUUGGGAAAGAUCAAUUCCUAAAAGCUAUUCCUUUACAUCAUAUUGAUGAAACUAGACCAAAUGUUGAAAAAUUUUCACUGGGGCUUUCUAAAAUGUAUUUCCCUGGAAAACAAGAUAAGUUAUCGAGGUUUUCAAAAGUUAAUCACUCACUGCUGAUGUGGGACACUCUCAAGUACUCAUUGACCUCAAUGGAGAUUGUUGCACGUUGUGGAAAGACUUCUCUGACUCCAAACUUUGCUCUCAGUGCCAUGUAUAAAGAACUUGAAUCUUCAAGUGGCUUUAUAUUAUACAUGUUGCUGAAACUUGUUCAAAAGACACGAAGUAAGAAUUCAAUUCACGUACUUCAAAGAUUUAGAGGUGUUCAGCUCUUUGCAGAAUCAAUUUGCUCUGGGGUUUCCCUUAGUCAUGCAGAUAAUGUUAUUUCUGGGAGAGGUGAUAUGUUAUCUGUCUUAAAGCAUAUUGAAAUGGACCAGUCAAACACUGAUAUAUGCUUUUGGAAUGAGGCUUCAGAUCCUGUACUUGCUCACGACCCUUUCUCAACGUUGAUGUGGGUUCUCUUUUGCCUGCCACACCCAUUUUUAUCAUGUGAAGAAUCAUUGUUGUCGCUAGUGCAUGCUUUCUAUAUGGUAGCUGUAACCCAGGCUAUAAUUUUGUAUCAUGAGAAAUCCCUGGAUAAAUCAUCAAGUGAAUCAACUCUUUCAGAUUGCAUGAUCACUGACAUAAAUAAAAUUAUGGGAGAGUCUGGAUGCGCUUCACAGUAUUUUGUGUCAAACUAUUUCGAUGCUAAUGUUGAUAUUAAAGAUGCAAUUAGGAGGUUUAGUUUACCCUAUUUGCGAAGAUGUGCUUUGUUGUGGAAGAUACUCUAUUCUUCUAUCCCAGCACCAUUCUGUGAUGGGGAAAAUACGUCAAAUAGAUCAUGGCAUCUCCCAAGGGACACAAUGUGCAGCAGUGUUGAUAUUAACAAGUUUGAGGUUACUAAAAUUCAAGAGCUUGAGAAUAUGUUUAAAAUUCCCCCUCUGGACGUGGUUCUCAAGGAUGAACUUUCAAGAUCUUCAGUCUCUAUUUGGUGUCGUCAUUUUUGCAAGGAAUUUGAAUCAAAAAGAAUUCAACGUAAUAUUCAUGUAACUCCUGCAGUUCCGUUUGAGUUAAUGAGAUUACCAAAUGUUUAUCAGGAUCUCUUGCAGAGGUGUGUCAAACAGCGCUGCCCUGAGUGCAAAGGACGUCUUGAUGAUCCUGCAUUGUGCCUGUUGUGUGGUAGAUUGUGCUCCCCAAGUUGGAAAUCAUGCUGCAGGGAAAGUGGAUGUCAAACUCAUUCCGUAACUUGUGGAGCUGGUACUGGAGUGUUUCUGUUGACCAGGAGAACUACCAUCCUACUACAGAGAUCUGCACGCCAGGCCCCUUGGCCUUCUCCUUACUUGGAUGCUUUUGGUGAGGAGGAUUUUGAAAUGAAUAGAGGCAAGCCACUCUUCUUGAACAUGGAGCGUUAUGCUGCUUUGACAUAUAUGGUUGCUUCUCAUGGUCUCGACCGGAGUUCCAAGGUUCUUGGCCAGACAACUAUUGGUUCCUUCUUCCUGGUUUAGUGGAAAUUAUACCUGUUUAGUCGCAAUAAAUAUUUGGCUGGACAAAUCUCUGUGGGUGGGAAUCGGUUCUCGAUGUGCUAAUAUAUCUUGUUAUACACUUCUCCUGGUUAAUCAAAAGAGCUUUAGUCCAUGCUAUGUCUUAUGUGGAAAUUGUACAGUUUCAGAAUGAUAUAUACUUGGUGCGGAAAACUUUGGACCUUGGCUCCUGUGGGGAGAAUCUACCUGCUGGUUGUUGGAAUUUCCAUGCUAACAAAAUUGCAAGCUUAAUUCUGCUUAGCAUAAAGUAGAUCUUUAUUAGAUAGGUGUACAUACAUGUGUACAUAUAUCAUCAAUAGUUUAGUAAGUAUAGGAAGACUAUGUUGACUCCCCCCUCUUCUCUCUAACUCGGUUUUUUGGUUGGAUCAUCCCGUCUUUCCUUGGUUGCAGAUAUUUGAGAAAUGAUGCUUUUAUACUAACAGCAAAUUUUGGGCUGUUUUCAGUCUCUAAAGUGAUGAAAUGUGAAAUGAUUUUUCUUCAUAUUUUAGAAAAUUAAAAGGAAAAUGAUUUUAUUGGAA
Medicago truncatula (barrel medic) is the source of this 6930-nucleotide messenger RNA. RefSeq names its product E3 ubiquitin-protein ligase PRT6. Gene Ontology annotation, biological process: ubiquitin-dependent protein catabolic process via the N-end rule pathway; protein ubiquitination. NCBI's taxonomy places the organism in Eukaryota, Viridiplantae, Streptophyta, Magnoliopsida, Fabales, Fabaceae. The coding region runs from base 326 to 6376 and encodes 2016 amino acids. The transcript is spliced from 19 exons. Gene Ontology annotation, molecular function: ubiquitin protein ligase activity; zinc ion binding. The record is from RefSeq and is a predicted model, not a curated record. Gene Ontology annotation, cellular component: ubiquitin ligase complex; cytoplasm.